Panonychus citri (citrus red mite) is the source of this 1999-nucleotide messenger RNA. Its product is annotated as ras-related protein Rab-27A-like. Lineage: Eukaryota; Metazoa; Arthropoda; Arachnida; Trombidiformes; Tetranychidae. The transcript is spliced from 6 exons. The record is from RefSeq and is a predicted model, not a curated record. Gene Ontology annotation, cellular component: melanosome; secretory granule. Gene Ontology annotation, molecular function: GTPase activity; GTP binding. Gene Ontology annotation, biological process: melanosome transport; positive regulation of exocytosis. The coding region runs from base 639 to 1352 and encodes 237 amino acids.
CCUCCUUCCAUAAAGUUGUUGUCACCAAUUCCGAGGAAACAUAUGUUUUAAUUAUUAUCAGAGUUUCUCAUCCAAAAUAAAUUCUUUUUUUCUUAUUCUUUCAAUUGAGUUUCUCUUUCAGUGUGAACCUUUUCUUCCUGUUCUUGAUUCCAUAGACUCUCUUAGUAAUAUUUUCCUAUUGAAAAUUAAGGAUUAACCAUGAUUUUGUUCUGGUGACAAUUAACAACCUAAAUUACCAUUGGAAUAAUUAAAGAUCAAUUAAUUGCUGCUUCUUUUCACCAUAGACAAUGAUUGCUUUUCAUCUGCUGGUCAAUUUUGUACUUCCCAAUGUAAAAUAAUUCAGGUAUCUACUAUUGACAAGGUUAAUUUUGACAUUGUAUCAACCUAAUUGGAGUAUAAAGGGACCAAUAAACAGUGACAAUCAAUAAAAUACAAAACAAUCAACUAAUAAACGAAGAGAUAAAAAGAGAAUAGUGAAAACGAAUCAAAAAAUUGCCAAAAAAAUCACUUCAACUGCCAACACUUGACAAUACUUACUCGAUUGAUUGUUGUUACUUUUUUUACUCCAUCUUAUUUGUCAAUAUUAUCAAUUUGAGUGAUCAAAAUCAAGGCCUGAUAUUAAAAGAAUCGAUUGGUUAAUGAUGACCGGAAAAAAUCAACUUCCCAAUCAUAGCCCUUCGGCUCCUGAUUAUGAUUAUUUGAUUAAAUUUUUGUCUCUUGGUGAUUCGGGAGUGGGUAAGACAAGUUUCCUUUACCAAUAUACUGAUGGUUCAUUUGAUGGUAAAUUUAUAUCAACCGUUGGAAUUGAUUUCAGGGAGAAAAGAGUUGUUUAUAAGCCACAAAAUUUAGACGGAGUUUCAAGGAGAAGUCAACGGAUUCACCUUCAACUAUGGGACACUGCAGGUCAAGAAAGAUUUCGUAGUUUAACAACGGCUUUUUUUCGUGAUGCAAUGGGCUUCAUUUUGAUCUUCGAUAUAACAAGUGAACAAUCAUUUAUCAAUAUUCGUGGUUGGUUAGAUCAAUUAAAGACUCAUGCUUAUUGUAACGAUCCCGAUGUAAUACUUUGUGGUAAUAAGGUUGAUCUAUUUGAGAAACGAGUUGUUUCCGAGGAACGAGCUAAACAAGAGGCACAAAAAUAUGGGCUUCCUUAUUUCGAAACCAGUGCCGCGACUGGUUUGAAUGUGGCCAAAGCGAUCGACACCUUAUUAGAUCUUGUUAUGGUUCGGAUGCAACGAGUGGUCGAAAGUAGUUUAUUCCUGUCAACACGGGCGCUGACGGGAAAUUGCGGGUCGACCUUAAAAUUGGAAGAGGACGACGAAUCCAAAUCUAAAUCAUCUUGUUCUUCGUGUUGAUUAACCUGGUUCUUGGUGCCUUGAACAAUUUAAUUUGAUCACUUUUAUCAUCAUCAUACAUCUUAAGUGGUCAAUUUAAAACUCCGACAAUAAUAUAAACAGAAAAAGUUAAACCAUAAACACAAAUCGUAUUUAAUUAUUGGAUUAAUUUUCUCUAUCGACAAAAAUAAAUGGAAAUCAAACAAAUCAACAUGGACCAAAUGAUCGUGAUUUUUAAUUACAAAAAUCAAAACACAAUUAACAUUCUUCAUCAACUAUAUUGAUUGUAAUCAUUUCUAAUAUUUAAAAUGAUCAGUUGAUUGAUAUGAUUAUAAUCAUUGACUUUUGAACAAAUCUGUUAAUCAAAUAAUGGCCUCAAAUUUUAAGACAUUUCAUUCAAAUCAAAUCAAAUCAAAUCAAAUUAAAUCAGUUUAAUUACCUAUCAAGAGUUAUCAAGUCAAUCAAAUUUAAUCAACUGGUCUAAAUGGUGAACUUGAUUUGAUUAAAUUAAUUGUUUCUCCAUCUCGUUGACAGUUAAAUUUUUUCCCCUUUCAAAUUUAUUUCUAGUCCAAAAUGUGAAUCAAUUAAUUAAUCACAGAGAAAUUUACUAAUGACUAAAUGAAUUAUUAUUCUGUAUAUAAAUAAAGUCAAUUAAUUGAACAAAUUGA